UAAAACAAACAAAAAAAAGUUUUUAUCCGGUUACUAUUUCCUCCGAGAACAAGCGAGAGAAGAAGUUGUUCAUUUGUUUCCUGUAAUGGCAACUCUUCUUCUCCAAAUUUCGUCUCAAAUAAUCUACUCUCAAAGUCAAAACCUCAAUUGCAGAAUCACUAACAGAAGAUAUUUAUGUGUUCCACUGACCACCAGUAAGACACCACCAAUUAACAACCCUCAAAAACUUAUCCCAUUUUGUUCUCCUUCAUCUUCUUCUUCUUCUUCUUCUUCUUCUUCUUCUUCUUCUUCUUCUUCUUCUUCUUCUUCUUUUUCUUCAGCUUCUUUAGUCGAAGAAGAUAAGCCCGAACCUUCCACUGAAGACUUUGAGAAGCUUCCUUUCAGGGGGUGUAAGGCGUGUGGGAGGGAAGAAGUUGAGAAGGGUUGUAAUGGUGAAGGAAGGGUUCAAGGUGGGAUAGCAACAGUCCCUGGCUUUGGUUGGUGGCCUAUUAAAGCUUACAGGCCCUGCCCUGGAUUUGUUGCAUCUGGUGGAAGAUAUAGACGACGUGGGAAAAGCAUGGAUGAGGUUGCGUGGGGAAGGACAGAAAGGGAAAUUUCCGUCAAAAUCACAGACGAGGCUCGAUCAAGCACCAAAAAGCAAAAUCCCAAAAAAUUCAAAGGGUAAGGACUCAAAGCACAGAAACCUCGUGGCAACGUCUCAUCCAAACAAAGCACAGAGUAAAUAGCUCACUGUUCGACAACCCUAAAUGAUGCAGCAAUGAGCUCAAGGGUCACAUCCCAUCUCAUUUGAAACAAUACUUCUGUUCAAGCCUUCAUCAGUUCUUUCCUUCUCUUUUCUUGAAAGGUAUAGUUGUUUGUACUUCCUCUUGAAAAUAUUGGGAACAUAUAGUUGGGGAAAUUGUAUAAUCUUUGAACAAAAUUACCGCAGAAGAAAAUAUAUGAUCAGUUUUAUUGUUAUUCUUUCAACAUCCAAACUUGUCAAUUAAGAAGUUGUUUUGCUUGAUUGAUUGUUUAGAAAUGCUGACAUAGUUAUGGUUAUAGAACUGGCAUCUGUAAUGGCAUUUUCUUGUUUUUAUCCAACUCAAAAGAGUUAUUACUGCAAAAUUUAUUUAGUCUUGACAGGUGUUUUUAGCUGCAAUAACGUUUCCCUCUAAUCACCGGAGUCUCCAAUGAUGUCUGACCAAACAAUGUAAACAAACAAUUAAAGAAAUGGGAAAAGUGGAUUUAUCUGUCUAACCAUCAUCAUGUGUCAAAAGGCUGGUUGAACACUAAAUACAAUAUCUAUCAUUGGUAAAGUUAGUAGUAGCCUUUUUAGGCUUCUUGGAUAGUUUGGCAUGUAACUCAACUUACUGGUCCAGUAUUGCCAGCAUUGUGGAGAUGUAGAUGUGAAUUAAGUUGUCAAAACAUUCAGCUGUAAAGAGAGUGGGCGGUGGCAUCAGCUCAGUGUGCUGAACACAGAGCGUAAAUACUGCGGCAGUCGUUUAUGCAGCCUGUAGCUCUUUCAAAGAGCAUCGACCUUGUAUAUUCCGUGUCAGGAUGCGCGCACCGCACACACAGUGCAAGCGCCGCUUUCCAAGCCCAUUACUUGGUAGAAAACAAUGAACGAUAUAAAAGGAGGAAAUGCUCUCUUAUUUCCGUCGAGUGAAAAUACUGGUUUUUGGUUGUUCCUGUUCAACCUAAAGAGAGAAAAUGGAAGCAGAAAUUUGUAGUAAAAUCAAAGAAACAGUGAUUGAGAUUUUGAAGAGCGCAGACAUGGAUGGGAUGACUGAAUAUAAAGUAAGAAAUAUUGCUUCACAGAAACUCGGUGGUAUGAAUCUCUCACUUCCUGAACCCAAACAAUUCGUUAGAAAUGUCCUUGAAGCUUUUCUACUCUCUACGGUGGAAGAAGAAAAACCAAUAUCAGUAUCAGAAGCAGCAACAACAGCAACGGUAGAAGAAGUAGAAGAAGAACCACCACUACCAUCACCAUUGCCAGAGGAAAUUGCUGAAGAAAAAGUAGAAGAAAAAGAAAAAGAAGAAGUAGUGGAAACCAAACCUGAGAUUGGUAAUAAAGAUACAGACGAAUAUGGUGAUGUUAUCAUUUGCAGGCUUUCGGAGAAAAGAAGGGUUACAGUUCAAGAUUUUAAAGGGAAAACUCUGGUUUCCAUUAGAGAAUACUAUCAGAAAGAUGGGAAGCAUUUUCCUUCUUCUAAAGGAAUCAGUUUAUCGAAUGAACAAUGGUCAGCCUUCAGAACAGCUGUGCCCGCAAUAGAAGAAGCCAUCAAGACAAUGGAACUAAGGUUGGGUGAGGUGUAAUACUCUUUUUGUCUCUAGACUUUGAUUAAUGUUCUUUAGGGUCCUAUAUAGUAACAUUCUUGACUUUUUUGUAAAAAGAUAAAUCGAUUGCAAUGUUCUUGAGCUGUAUUGUUGGUAAAAUUUUGGAAGGAGAUGAAUUUGGAUACAAACUUCUUUAUCUUUCUUUUGACGCCUUUACGGUGAUGUACUGUGCAUUUGUUAGCGCUGCUUUUUGUGUUAAAUAUGCGUUCAGCUUUAUGA
Messenger RNA from Papaver somniferum (opium poppy), 2535 nucleotides. Its product is annotated as RNA polymerase II transcriptional coactivator KELP-like. The coding region runs from base 1690 to 2295 and encodes 201 amino acids. NCBI's taxonomy places the organism in Eukaryota, Viridiplantae, Streptophyta, Magnoliopsida, Ranunculales, Papaveraceae. Gene Ontology annotation, molecular function: DNA binding; transcription coactivator activity. The transcript has 5 exons. Gene Ontology annotation, cellular component: chloroplast. The record is from RefSeq and is a predicted model, not a curated record. Gene Ontology annotation, biological process: positive regulation of transcription initiation by RNA polymerase II.